UCGGUUCGGUUAGGAAUAAUUGGUACCGUUAGCGAAUGCUUCUAGGUUUAAUCAAACGUGUGUUCAGUGCUUCGGUGUUCAUAGCCUACUUUUGAAACGAGGUCUUACUCAAUCGAUUACUGUUUUUGUAAAACUGCCAAUGUCAAACAUUACAAUGCUGCAUCGGAGCAACAAUCAUUUCGACAACAUUAUUUAGGCCAUUUCGGAAUAGUGUGGUGCUCUCCAGUUUAGUUCGCCAGAUCAGUAGUGGUGUGUAAAUUGCGUAUCCGGUAGGACAAUGCUACCUCGCCGAGACAACCUAGUGAAACCAGCUAAGCUUACUACCAAACGGAAAUCGUCCAGUGAAGAUGAUAGCUGCGAGGAAGGAUCGAGCACAUCCGGCACGACGGACGGGUCCAGCUCAAGCUCCGGCUCGGACUCGGAAAUGGAUACCACCGAGACGUCGUUUUCCUCGAAAAGUGCCGUCGAGUGUGUCGGAAGCAGCAAACAGCAAGGAUUACUCAAAGUCAAUCAUAGGUCCUACGCCGUAUAUUGUGAUUCGGGUAAAAAUUCCAAAAGUUUCUGUCACAGUGUGAACGUCGAACCGCCCGACGACGUCCGAAGGGAUCCUAAUCACAAUAAAAAAAAUAAUAGCACCAGAAACGACCAAGUUGUACAUAGAAAAAAGAAAUCGAAGAAAAUACCACCAAUCAGUAUUUGUAUAUUGAACAGCCGCUACGACAUCAUUCCGAGAAUCUGUAGACGACUCGGUUACCGGCUGGUCAGUGAGAACGAACACUGGAAUGUUUGCUGGACGGAUUCGCUUGUCGGAGUCGACUUCUGCCGGGAUAUGCGACGUUUUCAGAAAAUCAACCACUUCCCGGGAAUGUUCGAAAUCUGCCGAAAGGAUCUUCUGGCGCGGAACCUGAACCGGAUGUUGAAAAUGUUCCCCACAGAGUACCAGAUCUUCCCGAAGACUUGGGUCUUCCCGGCUGACUUGGGUGAAGCCAUCGCUUACAGCAGAACACAUCGCAGUAAAACGUAUAUAUUGAAGCCGGAUCAGGGUUCACAGGGUAGAGGAAUAUUUCUGACGAAGAAUUUGAAAGAGAUCAACCCUAGGGAUCGAAUGAUUUGUCAGGUGUACGUUCACAGGCCUUUACUGAUCGAUGGUUACAAAUUCGAUCUACGAGUUUAUACACUGGUCACAUCGACAGAUCCGCUUCGCAUAUUCGUGUACAAGGAAGGUCUAGCACGGUUUGCAACGAACAAAUACCGGGAACCGUGUAUCACCAAUACUUCCAACAAUUUCAUGCAUCUGACGAACUACUCAGUCAACAAGUACAGUCGGUGCUUCUCGAAUGACGACGAAGUUGGUAGUAAGCGUAGGUUCGCUACUCUCAAUCGAAUUCUUACCACGGAAGGGUACGACAUUGCAGAACUAUGGAGUAACAUAGACGACGUGAUUGUGAAAACUGUACUCAGUGCGUGGCAGGUUCUGAGGCAUACCUAUCAAGCAAGUUUUCCAACGCACGAUAUCAUCCAAGCGUGUUUCGAAAUUCUAGGGUUCGACAUUUUGAUAGAUGCAAAAUUGAAACCGCACAUCUUGGAAGUGAACCACUCUCCCUCAUUUCACACCGAUGAGGCUAUUGAUCGAGAGAUAAAGGAGGCCCUCAUUCACGAUACCUUCGUGAUGUUGAACCUCAACGGUGAGGUAAAGAAACGCGUACUUGAAGAAGAUAAACGACGAAUCCAAAAUAGACUUUUGCAAAGACUGCGUGAGUAUUCGAAGUCGAAAGAAAAUAGUAAGGAAAGUAGUAGCGAUAGUAAGAAUGGAGACGAUGAUGACCCUAACUCGGAGGAUCGACUAGGACCGUGGGGCGAACAAAUCAAUUGGGAGGAAACUCAUCUGGGAGGUUUCCGAAGAAUAUUGCCAGCCCCCGGUGAUCCCGAUCGGUAUGCCCAUCUCUUCCUAGCUCAAACACAGGCUUCGGUUUACAACGAAACAGCUGCCAGUAAAAAGCGCGAAGAGUGUGCCAAGCAGCAACGGAUCGAGUUGGAAGAACGCUUCAAGCACAAUCAAGCUAUGCUGAACAAAAACAAUCCAAGAGGUGCGAAAACGCUGUGUGCGGGAGAAGACGGAGCCCUGUCGGCACUGAAAAAGAAGAUGAAAAAACGAAAACCAAAGGUCGUCAAGAAACGUGACGAAUACAGUCCGGACUUUAUCGUUGACUACGAGGAGCGAGAACGAAUAGCACUUUUAGCGCAAAGAGAUUUUCUUAUUCGAACCUGUGGUCUAGUACAAAACAUAUACUUGAACUUCAACCGAAACAAGAUACUGACUAUGUCCGAUCAACGCAAAUACAAGGACCUGUUCGCUAAACUGAUCGCCAGCGAUUCGCUUCAGCAGGAACAAUCGAACCCUUCAAGCACCACCACAUGUCUUCCUGUGCUUCCGAACCAUCACGGUGGCAACGGAUCUUCCGGAGUCAAUCAAAAAUUACAUUUAAAAAGUUUAGUUACGAUCAACGAUACUGCCUCAUGGAUGCAGGUUACGGAAAUGCAACUGCCCAGUAGACCACCGUUACCGUAUCUGUUGGCUUCGCAGCCUACGAACUACCGGAGCACCAAGUCAACCAUGGCCCGUCAGGUCACCAAUGUAGUUAAACGGCACAGUAUAGAUACCAGACAGAUGUACUCGGCCUCCGAUAAGGUCAUCUAGUAGUGAGCACGGGCGGGUAGUGUUCAUGUGCUCGAUACCCGCGCUUGAUCAUUCGAAUGUAAAUGGCGGAAUAUCGCUAACAUCUCUGGUCCCGAGUGGCAUUUGCAGUCUGUAUUUAGUUAUUUUAAUUAUUUUCGACUAUACUAAUCAAACUUAGUCUGAGGUUAAAAUUAUGUGUAAAUAAAUUUAU
Malaya genurostris is the source of this 2888-nucleotide messenger RNA. Its product is annotated as tubulin polyglutamylase TTLL13-like. Gene Ontology annotation, molecular function: tubulin-glutamic acid ligase activity; tubulin binding. Gene Ontology annotation, cellular component: cilium. Gene Ontology annotation, biological process: microtubule cytoskeleton organization; protein polyglutamylation. The coding region runs from base 278 to 2698 and encodes 806 amino acids. NCBI's taxonomy places the organism in Eukaryota, Metazoa, Arthropoda, Insecta, Diptera, Culicidae. The record is from RefSeq and is a predicted model, not a curated record. The transcript is spliced from 6 exons.